Messenger RNA from Oncorhynchus gorbuscha (pink salmon), 2202 nucleotides. RefSeq lists its product as uncharacterized. The coding region runs from base 280 to 1647 and encodes 455 amino acids. Lineage: Eukaryota; Metazoa; Chordata; Actinopteri; Salmoniformes; Salmonidae. The record is from RefSeq and is a predicted model, not a curated record. The transcript is spliced from 4 exons.
GAAUCUGACGUGCUUGCCAUGAGAUAGUGAGUCACGUAGUCGGAGCUCGUUUUUUCCGAGUUCCCAGUUGUCUUUAAGGCGGCAACUGACACUAGACAUGUUCAGGACAUGUCCGAUACACAAAAACACAGACACACACAGCAGCAGGAAGCCAGCAGGAUGAAUCUGACUUGCUUGUCAUGAGACAGUGAGUCACAUAGAACCAGUUUCACUUUCAUACACAGCUCGAGACUAGACAGAACUUCAUCGGAAUACUAACUUCUUGAAACUCACAGAACCAUGAGUCCCAGAAAGACAAACAAAAAUGGCUCUCACACUGACAGCUCAGCCUUAAAGAGCCCACCAAAACAAAGGCAUAUCAACAAAGGUUCCACCCUAAAUCCCUCUAAUGGCUCAGGGGACUCAGGAACCAGCAGAGCGACGGCCAGCCAGGCCAGGGAAGCAGGAGCAAACACAGACAUACGUUAUGCCAUGAAGAACAUCCCUACUGUCAGAUAUCAUCCUGACAUCGCACAGAAGAGACCUGAGGCCCAUCAGCAUAGUCAUAGCCCUGACAAGAGCAGUCAGGUCAGGGGUAAGCCUGUGGUCUCUCCCCCCAGGACCAAUCAGGAUCAAAUAAAAUCUAGUAAAAUCAGCAGAGCCACAGCUAGCCAGGCCAGGGGAGCAGGAGAAAAGACCACACACACACGUUACGCCAAAAGGAACAUCCCUACUGUCAGAUAUCAUCCUGACAUCGCAGAGAAGAGAGCUGAGGCCCAUCAGCAUAGUCAUAGCCCUGACACGAGCAGCCAGGUCAGGGGUAAGCCUGUGGUCUCUCCCCCCAGGACCAACCAAAUUGGGGGGAGCUCCAUGGUCUCUCCCCUCAGGCCCAAAGCACUGCCCCUGGGGUUAUGUCAGAAAGAAGAGGUGGAGGCGGUGGAGCUCCAGACCCGGGGCCAGAGAGAGAACCCCAGCUGGUUCUCCUGGCGUCAGAACCGAAUCACAGCGUCGGUCGCUCACCGAAUCGCCCAUAGCCGCUUCGUUACUGGCCAGAGCACGACCCCACCAGCUUCCUACCUGGCCGCCAUCACAGGCCGCGGCACCAACGUCAAGACCCGCGCCAUGACCUGGGGCAUUGAGCGGGAAGCCGAGGCUGUGCGGAGAUAUCAGAGCCUGAAGAGCAAGGCCCUGGGCCGGGCGGUGAGGGUGCAGGAGUGUGGCUUGUUCAUCGACGCCCAGCGCCCCUGGCUAGCAGGCAGUCCUGAUGGCAUCGUAGAGGACCAAAGGACCGGCCAAUGGCUGCUCUGCCUAGAGGUCAAGUGUCCCUACAAGCACCGUCAGAACACUGUAGCCCAGGCCUGUAGAGAGGACCCAGCCUUCUGCCUGACAAUACAGGACCAGGUACAGGACCAGGGGGAGGAGAGGAGACAGGUGAGGUACCAUCUGAAGCCAGACCACAGCUAUUUCACCCAGAUCCAGUGCCAGCUGGCAGUGACAGGGUUAACCCAGGCUGACCUAGUGGUGUUCACCCUGAAGGAAACAGCCAUCGUCCCUGUGACCUUUGACCCUGUGUUCUGGGACGAAACCCUGGCCAAGCUGGAGAUGUUCUACACCGAUGCUGUCCUGCCCUACAUCAGAGACGUACUAGAUAUGAGGCCGGAGGAGUAGCUAGCAUGCCUGGACACUGUGGUAGUACCAUGUGGCUAGCUUGUUCAGGAUGAGACUAGCUUUUUCAGGAUGUCAGAUAUGGAAGUCCCGAGACAAACUGUAGUUGUGUCUGUGGUAAAGGACUGGUCUGGGUUGUGUCUGUGGUAAAGGACUGGUCUGGGUUGUGUCUGUGGUAAAGGACUGGUCUGGGUUGUGUCUGUGGUAAAGGACUGGUCUGGGUUGUGUCCGUGGUAAAGGACUGGUCUGGGUUGUGUCCGUGGUAAAGGACUGGUCUGGGUUGUGUCUGUGGUAAAGGACUGGUCUGGGUUGUGUCUGUGGUAAAGGACUGGUCUGGGUUGUGUCCGUGGUAAAGGACUGGUCUGGGUUGUGUCUGUGGUAAAGGACUGGUCUGGGUUGUGUCCGUGGUAAAAGACUGGUCUGGGUUGUGUCUGUGGUAAAGGACUAGUCUGGGUUGUGUCUGUGGUAAAAGGCUAUGGCGACUGCAGGUUUAGAGAUUUUAACCUAUUACUUUACUGUCAAAUAUUUGAAUGUAAAUAAACCAUGCCUGCCUUACGA